This is a messenger RNA of Diabrotica balteata, 2048 nucleotides long. The record is from the annotation of a GenBank genome assembly. NCBI's taxonomy places the organism in Eukaryota, Metazoa, Arthropoda, Insecta, Coleoptera, Chrysomelidae.
GAAUCAGAUAUUCAUUAUUAAUCUUAAUAUGAACAUCUUUCUUAAUAGUGUAUUUAGGUUAAGUCACUAAUUUGACCGGUGUCAAAGUUUAGGAGUUAGGUUAAGACUGAAGUGUAUUUGUUUUGGUUAUUUUAUUCGAAUAUAAACCAUAACAAUGGACGAGGAAGAAUAUUUGACAAGGCAAGCAUAUUUAGAAAAAAACAUAAGAGAAUUACGACUUAAACAGAAAGAAAUAUCACACCAGAUUGCAAUAUUAACAGCUGAAAAGGAAGAGCUGCAGAAAGAGCAUUAUAUAUCUAAAAUAAAAAAACAAGACAAUACUAGCAAAUGGAUAGAAAAAGAAUUUCCAUGGACCAGACAAGUAAAAGAAAUCUUAAAAAAUACAUUCAAAUUUGAUAAUUUUCGGUUAAAACAAUUAGCAGCUAUAAAUGCUACUUUAUCAAAAAAAGAUGUUUUGCUCCUCAUGCCAACAGGUGGAGGGAAGAGCUUAGUUUACCAGUUACCAGCUCUUGUAAACAAUAAUCUUACAUUGGUGGUUUCUCCACUUAUAUCUUUAAUUGAAGAUCAACUAAUGGCAUUACAAAAGUUAGGAAUAUACGCAAAUACUCUAAAUGCUGGUUCUUCCAAAGAAGAAAAAAAAACUAUUUAUACUGAUAUGGACUCAGAAAAUCCAAAACUAAGACUUUUGUAUGUAACUCCAGAAUGGGUUGCUAAAAGCAAAAUGUUCAUGACCCAUUUGCAAAAGUGUUAUGCUAAAGGACAUUUGGUUCGUAUUGUCAUAGAUGAAGUACACUGCUGUUCUACCUGGGGUCACGAUUUUCGUCCAGAUUAUAACCAGUUGGGUUUUUUUAAAGAUAUGUUUCCCAAUGUUCCUAUUUUGGGUUUGACAGCUACUGCCACUAUGACUGUUUUACUAGAUAUACAACAAAUGUUAUCUUUAGAGGAUGCAGUCAUUAUUACUGCACCUUUUAAUAGACCCAAUUUAUAUUACGAGGUGAUAAACAAACCUCCUGAAAAGAAGGAUUGUGUGAAUCUCAUAGCCAAGUUGCUUGAAAGAAAAUAUAAAGACCAAUCUGGCAUUAUAUAUGUAUCCACUAUUAAAGAAACUGAGGAAUUGAGUGCAGCAUUAAAAGAGGAAGGGUUUAAAGUCAAAUUUUACCAUGCCCAAAUGCAACCUGAACACAAAAAAAUUGUCCAUGAACGAUGGAUGAAGAAUAAAUAUCAAGUGAUCAUAGCAACUAUUGCUUUUGGAAUGGGAAUUGACAAGCCUGAUGUUCGCUUUGUAAUUCAUUACUCUGUUCCUAAAAGUAUGGAAGGACUUUAUCAGGAAAGUGGAAGAGCUGGUAGAGAUGGACAAAAAUCAGACUGUAUAGUUAUGUUUACAUUAGCAGAUUUUCUUAGGAAUUUUACUAUGGCUUCGUCAAAAACGGAAGAAAAAAAUUCGACUCCAAUUUUACUAUACUGUCUGGAAUUAACUAGGUGUAGAAGAGCAAUAAUAUCGGAACAUUUUGGAGACAUAUGGAGGCAAACCGAUUGUUCUAAAAUGUGUGAUCAUUGUAAAAGUCCUAAAGAAAUUUCUGAAUAUAAUAUUAAAUCAGCUCUAAAAGAUAUAAAAACUUUAAUCGAAGUUGCUAAUAAUAAAGAAGUAAAACUUACUCUUAAUAAACUAUUAGCAGCCUGGUUUAAGUCAAGUGGCAAUGAAGUAAAAGUGAAUUCUAUAAAAACGCCAAAGUUUUCAAAAGAACAAGCAAAGUAUAUCAUAGCAUAUCUAAUUCUUAAAGAGCACAUUUUGAUUGAUAAAGGAUUUACUAUGUACACCACUGUGGCUUACAUAAAAUCUGGAGCAGAACCUUCAACAUCAGAAAUUGUUAUGCCUUAUAGAACAGAUAUUGGGUUUCCGAAAGUUAAUAGAGAAAUAUCUCAUAGUUCAAAAAGGGCUAAACUAGAUCCUUCUUUAGAGGAUAUAAUAUGCGUGUAACACAUGCAUUUUAAAUGUGAUAAAAUUAUUUAAUUAAAUAAGAUAAUAUUUGUGAUUUUUAUUUUAUUUU